AGUUUUCGCCUGAGUGUCAUACAAAUGACAUGAAACCGAACUAUUUUCAGUACACAUUUUUGAAUCAUUUUCUCUAACUAAGCUUGGGAGUUCGCAUAGGCGUUGGAAAAAAGUGUUUCGGUUUAGAAAAAUUAUCACAUUUUGAUUCAAAAACCUUAUUUCACCGAAUUUAGACUCAUUUAACUCAACACUCAAUACAUUUUGUUUUUGCUUCAUUUCUUGAGUGAACAAAUUAAAAUCAGAAUGUUAUCAAAUUCGAUGUUUUACGCCCUAGUCCUAGUCGGUGUCAUGAUGCUCUAUAUCUUUUAUAAAUGGGCAACCGCGAAUCAAAAUUACUUUGUGCAACGCAAUAUAAAGCAUUUGAAGCCAACAUUUUUACUCGGAAAUACGGCUAAACUAUUUACAAAACGAACAAGUUUUGCCAAAUGGUUGAAUUCGGUGUAUUAUCAAUAUCCAAACGAAAAGGUGAUUGGAUUCUUCGACAUGCGUAAGCCGGUGUAUUUUGUUCGUGAUGUGGAUUUCCUUCGUCAGAUAGCGAUUAAAUACUCCGACCAUUUCUACGAUCGUAAAUUUUUAACCAUUGAUUCCAAAUCGGAUACACUGAUUGGGAAUACUUUGCUUUCAUUCACCGGAAAAAAGUGGCAUGACAUGCGAUCGAUGUUGUCGCCAUCGUUUAGCAGCAGCAAGAUGCGGCAAAUGUUCGAAUUGGUUGUUGAGUGUGCAGACGACAUGGCAAAAUAUUUCAUCGCAGAAUCAAAGCAAGACAAACCGAUUCGAUGGGAAAUGAAAACCCUCUUUGCACGUUACACAAUUGAUGUCAUUGCAUCGUGCGCAUACGGAUUGAAAGUCGACUCAUUCAGAGAUCCCACCAAUGACUUCUUCACAGUCGCAUGCAAAAUGCUCAAUUACAAAAAAGACACGCUGCGAUUUUGGCUGAUUCGAGCGUUUCCUCAUCUAAUGCGUUCACUGAAUAUUGAGCUAUUCCGCAGUGAUGUUAGGAAAUUUUUCAAAUCGAUGGUUUUAACAACUAUGGAAGAGCGAGAAGUGAAAAACAUUGUACGACCCGAUAUGAUCAACAUUAUGAUGCAAGUUCGUAGUGGAAAUCUCAAGCACGAUCAUGAUGAAUCGAAUGAAAAUGAUACUGGUUUCGCUACAGUUGAAGAGUCGAAUAUUGGAAGGCGUCAAGUCAAUCGCACUUACACGGAUGACGAAAUCAUUUCUCAGUGUUUCUUGUUCUUUUUAGCUGGGUUUGAUACACUCUCUACGGGUUUAACAUUUAUGGCGUAUGAGUUGGCGCUCAACCAAGACAUUCAACAAAAAUUAUACGAAGAAAUCCGUGAAGCUAAUGAAAGUCUUAAUGGCGGUCGAUUGACCUAUGACACACUACCAAAGAUGAAGUACUUUGAUCAAGUGAUAUCUGAGGCACUACGCAAAUGGCCUCCGGCAUUGGUGACCGAACGGAAAUGUACCAAAGACUUCGAAUUUGAAUUGGAUGGUAGAAAAAUCUUGAUCGAACGUGGCCGAGAAGUUCGCUUUCCAAUCUAUUCGAUUCAUCACGAUCCGGAGAAUUAUGAAAAUCCAGAACAGUUUGAUCCGGAAAGAUUCAGCGAUGAAAAUAAGCACAAGAUCAAACCUGGCUCGUAUAUACCAUUCGGAAUCGGCCCGCGUAGCUGUGUCGGUUCACGGUUCGCUCUGAUGGAAAUAAAGGCCUUGCUAUUCUAUUUGCUGUUAAACUUCAACAUUCAACCGUACGAGAAAACCGAAAUUCCUCUAAAAAUGAGCUAUUCACAUUUCAGCUGGAACAUCGCAAACGGGAUUCAUUUAGAGUUUGAGCCAAGAGUAUAAAUUGAUACAUCAAUCAUGUAUAUGAUGAAUUUCGAAUUAAUAUAAUAGUUUUUUAAAUGGAAAAUUUGAUUGAAUUCAUAAAAAUUGAUUGUCAAAAA
Sitodiplosis mosellana (orange wheat blossom midge) is the source of this 1943-nucleotide messenger RNA. Its product is annotated as probable cytochrome P450 9f2. Gene Ontology annotation, molecular function: heme binding; oxidoreductase activity, acting on paired donors, with incorporation or reduction of molecular oxygen; iron ion binding. The record is from RefSeq and is a predicted model, not a curated record. Bases 244 to 1845 code for a protein of 533 amino acids. Lineage: Eukaryota; Metazoa; Arthropoda; Insecta; Diptera; Cecidomyiidae. The transcript has 3 exons.